Messenger RNA from Dioscorea cayenensis subsp. rotundata (Guinea yam), 670 nucleotides. Its product is annotated as nucleolar protein 12-like. The transcript has a single exon. NCBI's taxonomy places the organism in Eukaryota, Viridiplantae, Streptophyta, Magnoliopsida, Dioscoreales, Dioscoreaceae. The record is from RefSeq and is a predicted model, not a curated record. Bases 191 to 541 code for a protein of 116 amino acids.
AUGAGCUUCUUUCGUAGCAAGACAGAGGGCAAGCAAAUGUAAGCUCUUCCAUUGCAAGCUUUCAGCUGCUUCUUCCUUAACACUAAAAAGAGAUGGGUAUAAAAGGAAGGAAGGGAAACUCAACCUCCAAAUUCUCAAACCAAACCACUUCUUUUCAUUAUUGAAAAACCACAAAUAUCAAAUAUCAUACAUGAUGUUGCAAUACACUGUUGAGCUCUUGUCUCAAUCAUCAACUCCUCCACCUGCACUAGUAGCAUUCUGUCUCUGUAAUUUGAUUAUAGCCAUGCUCUUCUUCAGCAGCAGCAACAUUAAUGAAUCUCCCAAGCUUUGUUCCUCUAUUAUUCCCAUUGUUGAGGUGUCUAAGAAAGAACAAGCUAAAGAACAAGAAGACAUUGUGACAUUCACCCUUGAAGAAGAAGAGGAAGAAGAAAAAGAAGAAGAAGAAGAUGGUGAUGAUGAAUUGAAGAAGAGAGUGGAGGAGUACAUUGAAAAGAUGAACAGACUAUGGAAGUCUGAAAAUGGGCAUCAUAAAUCAUUUUAAAAGUUAAUAUUAUUACUAACAAGACUGGAAGUAAUUUUGAGAAUUGUUUUGAUUUACAAGUCUUGCUUUUUGAAAUUAAAUUAGAAUGUUUAACUAGCAUCAUAUUCAUGAUCCAUAGCUUACUGUAAC